AUGGUACAACAUCUCCACGCUUUUCUGUACACCAUAGCUGUCAUAUUGCAAUCAUCUGGAGUAGACGCUCGAUUGAGGUCCCUUUGUUUCAAAGCUUGGACAAUCCAGCUGACUGCUCACGAACAGGAACUUCUCAUACUGACCUGCAACAUUUUGGGGACAGUAGGUGGAGUUUUAUCGGAGCCGUCCAUAUCUGAAAACUGGGUUACGGAUUCUGCUGAUCGUUCAGUGGCUCAGAGAACAAGUGACAGAGUGGAUGUCAAGGAAACACGCGACGUUACGAGCCAUGCCCGUAUAGAAGCUAGUUCUCGACAAGCUAUGGUUGUCUGUCUAACCGACGGCAGUCCAGAAACGUUUUGGGAGAGUGGAGAGGAGGAUAAAAGCCGGUCUCGCACCUUGAAUGUGACUUUUGAGAACUGUACACCUGUGCUUCUGUGUCUGUUCAUUGAUAACUCUCGCGACGAGGCUUGCAGAACAUCGCAAAUAUCAUUUCGGGCAGCUUUGUCUGAUGGUUCACGGAAAGACCUGCUGUCAAAGAAUUUAGAUCAAAAUUUCUGUGGAUGGGUUAAAUGUUGUGUAGCCAGCGUUACUCAUGUCAACAUCUCCCUGAAAGGUCCUCACAAUGCAUCACGGGUCCGUCAG
Cylicostephanus goldi is the source of this 642-nucleotide messenger RNA. The record is from the annotation of a GenBank genome assembly. Lineage: Eukaryota; Metazoa; Nematoda; Chromadorea; Rhabditida; Strongylidae.